CAUUCAAAUACUACGCCGUUGCGUGGCCGGAGCGUCUGAUGAGCCUGACGGUCCCAGGAAGCAUCGCUGCUUAUUUCGUAUUUUAUAGCGAUAAAGGCUGGGGGAAACGAUGAAUUUCGAGGUCAGGGAUUACAAAUGAAGACAGUAAAAUAUUUUCAAAUUAUUUCAGGUUAGAUUGCUGUCAACGUCAGAUCACUUUUGUUAUGAUUUGACGUUAAUAUCGGCGAUGUUUACUGUGCUGCCUGAUAAGUUCCUCUAAACGGUGGCCAAUAACUGGAGCUUCUAGCAUUCAACUGCCUAAAUAUUAGGCAGAAAAAUACAAAAAAACACAUUAUAUAUUAUUUUUCUACUGGGUCGUGGGCUGGCGGCAAGCCAAGAAUUGACUCUGGAGCAGGACACGGAGGAUAGUAUGGCCAUGACGGGAGGGACUGCAGCUGCCCUUCCCAUGAGCAACCACACCCGAGAGAGGGUGACUGUGGCCAAGCUGACACUGGAAAACUUCUACAGCACUCUGCUCACGCAGCAUGAGGAGCGCGAGAUGAGGCAGAAGAAGCUAGAGAAGGCCAUGGAUGAAGAGGGUUUGCCAGAUGAGGAGAAAGUAAUGCGUCGCUCGCAGCAUGCCCGUAAGGAGACAGAGUUUUUGCGACUGAAGAGGACGCGACUUGGCUUGGAUGACUUUGAGUCCCUUAAAGUUAUUGGACGAGGUGCUUUUGGCGAGGUUCGUUUGGUGCAGAAAAAAGACACAGGGCACAUUUACGCCAUGAAGAUUUUGAGAAAAGCGGACAUGCUGGAGAAAGAACAGGUUGCUCAUAUCCGAGCAGAGAGGGAUAUUCUGGUGGAGGCAGACGGUGCCUGGGUGGUCAAAAUGUUCUACAGCUUCCAGGACAAGAGGAACCUCUACCUCAUCAUGGAGUUCCUGCCUGGAGGCGACAUGAUGACCCUGCUGAUGAAGAAGGACACUCUGUCUGAAGAGGCCACCCAGUUCUACAUCGCAGAGACAGUUCUGGCCAUCGACUCCAUCCACCAGUUGGGCUUCAUCCACAGAGACAUCAAACCAGACAACCUGCUGCUGGACUCCAGGGGGCAUGUGAAACUGUCAGAUUUUGGCCUGUGUACGGGACUGAAGAAGGCUCAUCGCACAGAAUUUUACAGGAACCUGACGCACAACCCACCCAGUGAUUUCUCCUUUCAAAAUAUGAACUCCAAGAGGAAAGCGGAAACCUGGAAGAAGAACCGGAGGCAGCUGGCUUAUUCUACUGUGGGAACGCCAGACUACAUUGCUCCGGAGGUCUUCAUGCAGACGGGAUACAACAAGCUGUGUGACUGGUGGUCUCUGGGCGUCAUCAUGUAUGAAAUGCUCAUCGGUUAUCCACCUUUCUGCUCUGAGACGCCGCAGGAGACAUACAGGAAGGUGAUGAACUGGAAGGAAACCCUCGUCUUCCCACCUGAAGUCCCCAUAUCAGAGAGGGCCAAAGACUUGAUAUUAAAGUAUUGCACUGAUGCUGAGAACAGGAUUGGAGCUGUGAGUGUGGACGAAAUCAAGAGUCAUCAGUUUUUUGAGUCAGUGGACUGGGAGCACAUCAGGGAGCGGCCAGCAGCCAUCUCUAUUGAAAUCAAGAGUAUCGAUGACACCUCAAACUUUGACGACUUCCCUGAAUCAGACAUCCUUCAGCCAGCCAGUGCAACGGAGCCAGACUUCAAGUCGAAGGACUGGGUGUUCCUCAACUACACAUACAAACGCUUUGAGGGUCUGACUCAGCGAGGCACCAUCCCCACAUACAUGAAGGCAGGGAAGGCCUGACACGCUGAAACGGGGGAGACAGCGUUGUGGAGCAAAAACAGACGUUUACGGACACAGGGUCGGGCCGUGGAGCCCCGCUGGUGCUGAAGGCUGUGCUGUCAGCCUCUCAGUAUAAAUUUAACCGUCAUCACAAGUUAUUUAGGUCUGCUCAGCCGCCGCAAGAACGCGGAAUACUAAGGAGCGUUACCGCAUUACCUCGGUUGUUUAUAUCGUAUACACGCGCCGUCUUUAGCCAUAGCUCUCAGGCCAGCUCAAUAACUAGGACACUUAAUCAGCAUAUCUGCAUGUUCAGCGGCAUAUUGCUUCUGGAGAGGAUAUUUUGCCGCCUAAAGGUGAAUGAGGAUGGAAUACAAAUCCCUGCUUCGACAUCUUCACAGUGAUAGUUUCUACAAGGGUGGCUAAAUUAGCUCUGAUGCAAACAAUGUCAAAUACUGAAGGCAAGCUCUAUACACUGUAGUCAAACUCUGAGUGAGUAAGAACAGGUGCCCCUCACUUGUUCUCGCCCACGCUGUUGUACUUUGUAUUUUAAAGGAAAGUUCCAGCAUGAUUUCCAGGGUUUCGGCUCACUUUCUGCUUUUGUGUUUAAGAAUCACUCCCACUGACAAAUAUAGCAUCCAUUUUAAAGCUUAAAGUGUGAAAAAUCUUCUUUUUUUUCUUUUGCUGGCAGAAGCAUCUUGUUUUGGUUUAUCUUUUGGCUCGACUGGGUUGUGUUUAACAGGAAGUGGAGCGCGGUGCAACCUCAACAUCAGCUAUUCUUUAUGUCAGAAGAGACCACUACUGGAGGUUGUAGUGGUGCAAGUUCUUGGUAGCAAAAUGCUAGUUAGCAGAAUGCUAGUAGAUCCCAAUGGAAGCUCAAUCAGUAUCAGUAUUAGUAUCUGAGACAAUGGUAGGAAGUGCCAAGAAAUGUUUAGUGCUAAUUAGCAAAUGUUUGCAUGCUAACACGCUAAACUAAGAGGGUGAACAUGGUAAACAUUAAACCUGGUUAACAUCAACAUGUUAACAUUGUCUGCGGAUGUUAGUAUGCUAAUGUUAGCAUUUAGCUCAAAGCACUGCUGUGUCUAAGUACAGCCUCACAGAGCCACUUAGUCUCUUAGUCCUGUCAGGUUCUGUAAGAAAUGUAGCAAUACAUUUAUAUAAAAAAGUGACAGGGAAUUCUUUCAAAAUGUAAACGUUUUUAUCAUAAUAGUUGUAUAAUUAUUUUUAGCCUCUUAUUCACAGCGAUGGAGGAGAUUGAAUGGAACGUGUCUAGUUGUUUUCAGUAACAAUUAGCAUUAAAGAGAUUUAAUGCAAAACUUUAAAUCAUGCUGGAAUCCUCCUUUAACCCUGAUGGUGGUGAUAGACAGUGCGACUUUGUGUCAGCUCUGGGAGGCAACUCUUCCUGUGGCAUUGCCUCAGCGCUAUUGCGUUUCUCACAGAGGAACAACUUGUUGCCAGGAAACAUCUGAAUGCAGUUUAGCCUGUGCUUGACAUCCGUUACUGUGGAGUGUUGCCCGUUCACAUAUGCCAAACAAACUGCUGAGUGUGUCACUUCCCCUUAGAGCCAGUUGCUUUGUUCAGAUCAGUGCUACAGUAAUUGACAUUUCCCCUGAUUUUAAUUCUAAUGAGCCGAACGGCCAAUCACUUCCUUCUUAGAUGGACAAAACAUGCAAAGUGCCUUUAAAUAGCUGAUAAACAUUCAACCAGAUAUUUUAGUGAUGUUAUCAGAGAUUAAUCAGAAGGUAUUAAUUACUAUUAGAAAUAAUAAUUAAGCUGUUUGAAGGAGAAAAGUAGCAACAGGUAAAACCGAAGGGGGAAAAAUAUAAGCUUUAUAAGUCAACUUGCAACAAUUGUAUCUCUUAAAGCAAAUAGAAAGCUCUGAUGUGUCAUAUUUAGUAUGUCUGCAGAGUGAUAAAACAUGUGAAGUGAUGAAGGUGAUAAAACAGAGUGAAACAAAGGCAGGAUAGAAAACCGACAGGUUUAUAGGUUAGAUAAUAAAACAAGGGGCUCAUAAAAUACAAUGUGUCAAGGCAAACACAAUGAACAGUGUGUCUGUCAACUAAAGAUUAAACUAAAAUAGAUAUGAGAGACAAAAUCAGAAUAGAUUAACAUGGUGGAUAUCAUAGACACAUGUAUGGUUUUUGUUCUUAAAUGUCUUGUUCAUUUUGAAUUAAAUAUCCAUUGGAUGUUUUUAAUAUUUUUUUUUUCAAAAACAACCCCCCCUCACCAUAAAAAGCUAAUGCAGGGCCUCUUUCCCAACAAAACAAACCAUUUAACCAUCACAUCCGCUCAGAGUUGUGACUAGACACAGCGUAAAAAUAGUUACCAAAGAACUCUGAUCAUCACACGUCGUGAUCUGAACACAAAUUCAGACGUAGCUGUCGCUUACUGCACUGAACUUAAAACUACCUUUUUAAAAAGAAAACACCCACCUUUCCAAGAAAGCUCAGCUUAGCUAUGGAAUAAUUUGCCAUUUCUAUUUCUGCACUAGACAGAAAAUGAGUGUGCAGACACAGUUUCUCAGUUAGCACAUCUGUUAAGUGUCAAAAUGCAAGAAAAGCUAUAAAUGUACAUACAGGGACAGAAAAUAUACUGUGGACUUUACCAUGUAGGACUAAGUUCAGCUGUAGCCAUCACAGGAAUCCCAUAUUAAACUGUUUGUGGUGCUAUUUCUGAGGAAUUGAUUGUUAAAGUAAGUGGUCUUGCUGAUUGAUAAAUUAGAGCGGUGUAUCAUAAUACACCUGUACCAGUCUUUCUGCUUAUAUUUUAUCUGUUUAACCGAAAUUCAUCCAGGUAGUCGUGUUAAAACUGGCCGAGAACGCACCAUAAAGACUGACAAAAAAAGUUAUUUGCAAACAACACAAGCAAUGUACAAAUAAGGGUUGACUGAUGUGUAUAUUUGCAUUAUUUUAUUAUUUUUCAUGUUUUUCUUGAUAAUAUUCAGUGUAUUUAAAUUGGAUGACUAUCAUGUCACUUGGUUUCCCCAGAAUUUAAACGGGCACUCCAGCGAUUUAGUAUUGCACUUCUGUAAAAGCUUAAUGCAGCAGAGGCUGAAAUAGCUUGACUUUUAGUGCCUAGUAUGGCUAAAGUUCCAAAAACAGUGAAUCCUACACUUUCCAUAAUGCAACUCGAUAGCAGCUUUCAUUAGACCCACCCUGUCUAGUAAAUGCCUAUCUCGUAAAUGUAUAGUCUCUAAACCCCAGCCGAGAUAACCCUUAUGAGAACUCCCACCGAAGACAUCAUUCAACUGCUUUUCAGAGGCUGAGUAGUACUCCCCAUGAUGGCUAAACUGAUCUUGUGGAAUCAGUGGAGUGCCCUUUUAAUUACUGACAGAAAAUGUCUGGAAACAUGUAGUCAAACAACCCUGAUUGGCCAGUACUUUCCCCCCCAAUUAAAAUCCAAACGUAUGAUUCUAACCCAAAUCCAAAUAUCAUCAACGCUAAGACCAGGCUGCAGGACUGUUACUGGAGGACAGUAGCAGGACAGAUGCAUGAUGGGGGAUUUUGUUGAUGGCUACCGCUGCAGAUUCCCAGUUGUGUCUAAUCACUGGAACACACUGACACACCCUGGAAAAAGCCAAACUGCUGUAUUGAGAGCAUCCCGUUUCACAGCCAAACAGUUAAGAUUGUUCAUGAAUGACUGGAGUGUGAGUGAGUGUGAGUGUGAGUGCAACUGCUAGGGACAAAAGUGACAUUUUCAUGAAGUAGAUACUCAGUGCUUUUUGUUGUGAGGUGAUGUGUGACCUUGUUCGAUGUCAAACUCAUGUUCUGUGUUGUAAUAGAGAAAUGAUCACACUUUUUUUCUUCAAAAGUAGAUGCCCAGGAGAUGAAAAAAUAGGGGGGAAAACUGUAUUUAGAAUCCAUACAGUUCUAUAUAUGUACAAGAUGACUCAAAAUCCAUUACUGUGCCACUUUAUCUAAAGGGACCUAAAUUAUUUUGACUUCAUUUCUCCGUGAGGGUGAGAAGAGUUCUGGAAAUGUUUCACUGUUAUCAUGAGUUAAGCCAGACGAUUCAUUUCUGAUGGACCAAACCAGCUUAUUCACUCACCCUGCGUUGUUAGUCAGAUCAGUGUCACAUAAUAUUUCAUGACUGAUGUUUAGAGAGAUCACUUCCCUAACUCGGAGAGCAGGGGAAAGUGUAUUUAUCCUUUUAGAAAAGCAAUUCACAUAAACAAAGGAUGAAAACAGAUGGACGGUGGUCUACUUGUCUGCCUCAGAAACGUCUAAGCCCCGUGACUGGGCUAAUAAUAUGUAAUUCCCCCCUUUUGUUAAAACAAGAAUUCACUUGUAAAAGGUUUAAAUCCUCCUCCACACGGCAGGACUAUGUUGUGAGGUAUUUUGUGUAAUGCUGCGUACAUAUUGGUGUACACUUGAGGGAAACUGUCUUUGGAGUGAAGGAGGAAACACUCAUUAAUAUAUUUAUUCACGUUGACGAGUUUUUAUGUUGAUAAAAUGCUUACAAUAAUAAAAUAACACAACAAGUC
This is a messenger RNA of Siniperca chuatsi (mandarin fish), 6260 nucleotides long. RefSeq names its product serine/threonine-protein kinase 38-like. Gene Ontology annotation, biological process: intracellular signal transduction; peptidyl-serine phosphorylation. Gene Ontology annotation, molecular function: protein serine/threonine kinase activity; ATP binding. The record is from RefSeq and is a predicted model, not a curated record. The transcript is spliced from 14 exons. Bases 410 to 1801 code for a protein of 463 amino acids. NCBI's taxonomy places the organism in Eukaryota, Metazoa, Chordata, Actinopteri, Centrarchiformes, Sinipercidae.